This is a messenger RNA of Penicillium verhagenii, 906 nucleotides long. Its product is annotated as Eisosome component PIL1/LSP1 family protein. The record is from RefSeq and is a predicted model, not a curated record. Bases 1 to 906 code for a protein of 301 amino acids. The transcript is spliced from 3 exons. Gene Ontology annotation, cellular component: plasma membrane; eisosome filament. Gene Ontology annotation, molecular function: lipid binding. Gene Ontology annotation, biological process: negative regulation of protein kinase activity; eisosome assembly; endocytosis. NCBI's taxonomy places the organism in Eukaryota, Fungi, Ascomycota, Eurotiomycetes, Eurotiales, Aspergillaceae.
AUGACGAACCGUACAAUUUCUAUCCGCUCUCGCCGUGACCGUGAGCCCGCAACCAACCGCCACCGCUUCAGCAUCGCAACCUUCCGAGGCCUCCAACAGCCCGAACUAAGCAGGCGUCUAUCCAAACUAAUUAAGUCGGAGAACAGCGCAAUCGGAGCUCAUGAAGCUGCCGGUCGCGAGCGCGGCUCUAUCGCUGCCCAGCUCUCAGAAUGGGGCGAGUCUACUGAGGAUGACGCCGUCUCCGAUAUCUCGGACAAGCUGGGCGUGAUGCUCGCAGAGAUUGGUGAGCAAGAGGAUGUCUUCGCGCAGAACCUGGAAGACUACCGGGGUGUUCUGAAACAUAUCCGAAACAUGGAGGCUUCUGUGCAGCCGAGUCGAGACCAGAGACAGAAGGUCACGGAUGAGAUUGCGAAGCUGAAGUACAAGGAUCCGGCCAGCACUCGGAUUGUUACGCUGGAGCACGAGCUUGUUAGGGCCGAGGCUCAGAGCCUGGUUGCUGAAGCGCAAUUGUCGAAUACGACUCGAACAAAGCUCAAGGAAGCAUUUGACAUUCACACUGCCGCUGUCAUUGAGCGUGCCGAGAAACAGAUUAUUCUCGCUCGCCAUGCACGUCGCCUCCUCAACUUCAUCGACGAUGGCCCCGUUGUUCCCGGUGAUUCUCGCCAGGCCUACGACCAUGAAUUCGAAGCACGUGCCGUCCUCGAAGACGCAGAGGCAGAUCUUCGGGCAUGGCACUCUACCGUUGAACCCAUUACGUCGUCUGCUGCCCCUGUGAAUGGAGUAGGUGCUAGCCAUGUCCACGAAGACAAUGAGUCGGAAUUGCACAACGGCGUUGAUACUACCGGACCCCCCGAUGAUGUCUCGUCUACCAAGGAGCUUGAGGAACCUGCCGUGUUGGCUUCUUAA